Halteromyces radiatus is the source of this 2950-nucleotide messenger RNA. Its product is annotated as fungal-specific transcription factor domain-containing protein. Gene Ontology annotation, molecular function: zinc ion binding; DNA binding. The transcript has 3 exons. The record is from RefSeq and is a predicted model, not a curated record. Bases 38 to 2821 code for a protein of 927 amino acids. Gene Ontology annotation, biological process: DNA-templated transcription. Lineage: Eukaryota; Fungi; Mucoromycota; Mucoromycetes; Mucorales; Cunninghamellaceae.
UAGGUAUGUGGAUAAUUUGGAAAAGAAAUGUAAAAAGAUGGAACAAUUAUUAAUAAAAUUGACCAAUACAACAAUCAAAGAUCUUGAACGAAAUGAUUUUAAUACAACAACAACAACAACAACAACAACAAAAUCUUAUCAACAUCAUCAAAGAAAUAUAUCUGAUCCAGCUUCUAUGAUAUCUGAUUCUACUAGUGAUGAAGAUGAAGAUGAUGAACAAGAUCGAUUAUCCACUUGUACAAUGACUAAAAACAAAUCAUCACCACCUCUUCUUGUUCAACAUUCUGAUCCAAUGGAUUCUUUUUCAACUCGAUUAGAAAAAUUGGAUAUUCAAGAUUAUGAUGGUAUCAAAUAUACAGGUAAAUCUGCUGGUCUUCAACUUAUUGAUCAAGAUCUAUUCAAAUCGAAAUCCUUUAUUCCCUGGCCUGGAAGACAAGAUAUGGUAUUGCAAAUGAUGGCAGAUGAUCAACUCAUGGUAGUACGUACUGAAAAAUCUCCUACUACUGGUAAAGUCGGUACUCGUUUGGAUGUUGGUAUUUCUAUUAGUUCUUCCAUUGGAACAAAUCAUUCAUCUUCUCCUAUUUUAUCCAAUCAUCAAUAUGACAACAAACCUUCAAAAUCUCUGAUUGAUAAUAUGAUUGAAUUAUAUUUUACUCAUCUUCAUGUGGUUUUACCUAUCAUCAACAAGAGUCGCUUCUUACAACUUUAUCAUUCUCAAUCUUCAACAUUACCCAAAGUUUUAUUACAAGUUAUACUUGCCUUAUCCUUUCGAUUUGCAUCUCAACAUGAUCAACUUUUAUCCAAUAGCAAUACCACUACCACGAUGGCUGAACGCUAUGCUGAUUACUUUUUCCGGAAAGUGAUGAAACGGUUACGGGACUCUGUACGGUCAAGACUGUGUUACGUCCAAGCAGGCUUAUUAGCAACUCUGUACCUCGACAUGGAUAGUAGUGAUGUGGAUUCUAUCCAAUGGCAUACCUUGGGUAAGACGAUUCGAAUGGCGCAAGAUUUAGGAUUACAUCGAUCCUGUGAACAUUGGCAAUUACCUUCUGAUGAAAUUGAAACUCGACAUCGAGUAUUUUAUGCCUGUUAUAUUUUGGAUCGUUGGAUUGGUGCUCGUGCUGGAAAACCUUUGACUAUUUUGGAUCGUGAUUUUGAUACCACUUUACCCUCUGCUUAUGAAGUUGACCAAAAUGACUCAAACAAGAAAUUACCUGUGUACCGGGCUUUUGUACUCUGGAUUAAAUUAUCUGAAAUUCUUGGCAGGGUCUUGAAGGCUUUUUAUGCUCCCAGUGCCAAGAUUGCUAAUUCAAAUGCCAACUUGGAUGAUCCUAUGAUCUUGGUGGUAUUUGAUCGUCGUUUGAAACAUUGGAAAUCCUUAUUGGAAGAACCUAUGGAUGGAAUCAUGUUGCCUCGUGCUCAAAAUGUUAGUCUUCAAAUUUAUUACAACACGGUGAUCUUGUUAUUACGCCGUCCUUUUUUAUCUAUGACAACUACUUCUCCACCAACAGGAAAAUCAUCAUCGGAUCAACUGGUUACUGAAUCUUAUCAAGUCGGAUUGGAAGCUGCUAACAAUAUUGCUCAACUAGUUCAACAAAGCAAAUCAUUAUCUACCAAUAUACAUAAUAGUGAUAUCUCGGCAAGUAUGCAUUUUUUCCCUACUUGUUAUGUCUAUGCCAUGUUCCUCUCAUCUUUGGUACAUUUUGCCAUUGUUCUUCAAGAUCGUUCCAUAUCGGAUAAUCGAAAUGCUCUCUUGGCCUCGAUUUCUUUGAUUCAAUCUCUUCAUUAUCUCUCUGCAUCUCGUCGUGCUUUGGAAAUCCUCAACAUGCUAGUCACCAUUUAUGAAUUGAAAGAUGACGGCGACGAUGACCAUCUACAUCAUACCUUCAUCAAACAAGAAUAUACUCAAGAACAAGAACAUCAACGUAUGUUUACGAAUCAUUUUUAUGAACCGACAUCAUCUUUGACAUAUGGACAAGAUAACGAUUCUAUUCUCUCAUUGCAACAACACCAUCAUCAUCAGCAGCAGCAGCAGCACAAUACAGAUUAUCAUCAUCAACAAGAAGAACAUUCAUUUAAUAUUGCAUCUCAACCAACCACCGCCACAUCUUUCAAACAAGGCGAAAUGCCAAAAUCACAUUGGUUUCAACGUUACGUCAAUACAAGUGUUGUAGGAGGUGUACCUGCGGAAAUUCAACAUGAAGUGGAAAACGAUUUAUCCCAUCAGCAUCAACCUACAAAUACUUCAUCCACCACCAUUGUGCCUUCUUACGUGUAUUCAGCAAAUACUACCAAUUCAACAGUAACGACAUCCGUGGGGACACCAAUUCCAAGUCAUCAUCAUCAUCAUCAUCCUGAUCCUUUACUUUAUACUCAAAGCUAUUUACCCUCAUCAACACAAACACAGACAAAUACUAUGGAUGACCCAACAUUUGUGACAUCUACCUCUACCACCAACACUCCAUUCACAAAAUCUCAUCAACCGCACCUUACUUCUACCUUAUCAUCACCACAAAAAUCUUCACCUACUGACUUGGCUUUAUCAUCACCUUCACCUUCACCUGCCUCCUUAACGUCUACACUACACAGACCAUUCGCUCCCAAUACAGUCAUGCAACAACAACAACAACAAUCUUCUUCUUAUGGUCCUAUCUCUUCUAUGUUACAUUCUCCUCCACCACCUUCUUCGUCUCUUAUGCCUGCCAUGAUCCAUCAACAACAUCCGCCACAGAAUCAAAACACCGUGUCCCCUGCGAAUUUGAAUUGGCAUGAUUGGCAAUAUUAUAUGAAUCAACAACACCAUCCCUCAUUGACAAAAUAAUUUAUGAUUUCUUUUUGUUUUUUAUGAUAGAUUCCCCCAUUCUUCCACUUGUAGUUUACUGUUAUUCCCCCCCUUUUUUUUUUAUCAAAACAUAAUAAAGUUGCAUCUUGUUUUUUUGGAUAUCUUUUA